Messenger RNA from Ceratitis capitata (Mediterranean fruit fly), 2588 nucleotides. RefSeq lists its product as uncharacterized. The coding region runs from base 254 to 2104 and encodes 616 amino acids. Gene Ontology annotation, molecular function: chitin binding. The transcript has 8 exons. NCBI's taxonomy places the organism in Eukaryota, Metazoa, Arthropoda, Insecta, Diptera, Tephritidae. The record is from RefSeq and is a predicted model, not a curated record. Gene Ontology annotation, cellular component: extracellular region.
CGGACAAACAACUCGAAUGCGCUUAUCAUAGUUACACGAAUAUUUUGCGUUUUAGAAUAAGUUCGUAGCGCUAGUUUUUUGUAGAGUGUUUAACCAGCAAACAUACAUACAUACAUACAUACAGUGUAAGUGGGCGCAAAUCGACUAAAACGUACACCGAAAUUCGUUUAGAAUAAAGCGAAACGUUACCUUGCAUAUUUCAUUUGCAUUUCAAAAUCAUUUGCCGGCGAUCUUUGACUGAAUCUGGCGAAAAAUGAACUUCUUCAUAAUUGGAUUUCUAAUAAUGCAAGCGGCGAGAUUGGCUUGCGGGACAUGCGUUUUUGAAUCUGAAUUUGGUUUCAUACUCAAUUGUAACUUCAAAAAAUCUGGACUCUUUCGUGUAAGGAAUUUGGGCGGCCUAAAAGCACAUUUUGGUUUAGGUUUCAGUUUAGGCGACGAAUUGGGGUUCGCUGAAUCAUUGGGCAAUGUUGAAGGCGAGCCGGAGCGACGCCGUGCUAUUAGCUAUAAAAAUGGUCCACCGCCCACCGCUACUCCCAGUGUUCCAUCCACUACGCAACUAACGCCCAUACAACACCCGAUUCCGGAUAAACGUAUCGGCGCACGCGCUUCAUCCAACUAUAAUGUCGCCUACAGAGAAAAUCUAAAGCGACAAAUUACGCCCACACAACUAAUGACAGAAGCGCGACCACUACCAUUAGGUGUCCCAGCAUUUCGUCCCAUACCGAAGACAGCUACGGUACCGGUUGCGCAAAUAGCACAACGACGCUCAAAUAUUGCAGUGGAUACGCCCAAUCCGCGAGUUCGUCUCAACAAUAAACUGGUAGAGAGCUAUUCUGAUCCGUUGAAGUCCAAUCGCACAUUCCAUGUCGCCAAUCCAACUGUCUCACAACCACUCGCAGUGCCCGCCUUUCAAGCAAUGCCCAACUCAGUCGCACGUUUAGCAGCGGUGACAAAGUCCAUAACAAGUGCUGAGGACCGUAUUUUGCAUACACAUCCGAAUUAUUUGCAAUUUGAGGAACCGAAAUUCGAUUUGAAGGAUGUAACUGUAGAAGAGUUGGCAGCAGCGGCUAAUGUCACCGUAGACACCAUCAAGCACGCCAUUUAUGUACGCGAGCAACAAAUGAAAGCCGAGCAUCGUGCUAUGUUGGCGGCGAAGUUACGUCAGGAAUUCGUACGUACCUCGACUACUGCGCGAACGACGACGACGACAACAACGACAUCGGCACCUUUGCCUGCCAUCAAAGCGCCGGUAAUGAUGAAUUGGGCACAACCGCAAGAUGCACUUGACAAUCAAAAUAUCAGAGAGAAUGUCGCAUUCGAGAGUAAGAUGUCCAAGGUUAUGAAUGCUCCACGUGAAUACUAUCCAGUUGGUUACGAUAAGAACUUUGACGAUAACUUCAAAUCGAAAGUGGACCUACCACCCACGAGCUUUUCAUGUGGCAAACAAAAACAUUUCCCAGGACUGUACGCCGAUACAGACCUCGGCUGCAUGGUCUUCCAUGUGUGCGCGCUCACCGACGAUGGACUCGUACGCAAAUCUUUCCUCUGUCCGGAGAGUACGCUUUUCGAUCAGACAAUUUUGAAAUGUAAUUGGUGGUUCUAUGUGGACUGCAGUGCAAGCAAAAGCAUUUACGAUUCCAAUAUACCAAUCUCAAAGAGCUAUCAGCUAAUGAAAUCGCUCACAUACUUCUCCAAAUACAAUAAGAAUAGUGACAAUGACGGCGGUGAUAGUGGUUUGGAUAUACAAACACUUAGGGACUCCAUGGCUGAGGAGGAGAAUGAGAGUAAUGCGCGUAACGUCGAUAGUAGCAGCAUAAAGGUGUCGGAUAAGGCGCGCAGCUUUAUUAUACGAGCUGAAGAAACAACUGUCGCACCUGUGGUGUUACAAAACACCGUUAUAAAUCCUACAUUGGAGACCAAACGUGUGCAGCUAACGAACGAGAUAACGCCGACGAAGAGUGACAUCGAGGAGAGCACCACAGUGCAGAUAGUAACACCGCAACCCGUCUAUGAUCGCCUCGCGGAGCUCAAGGCCAAAUUAGAUAGCAUUAAGGCGGCAAGUAGUCAGUUAACAACAACAACGCAGCAAACGAACGAAGCUUGAGGACUAGGGGUGCGUGGGAACGCUACGCAGGGAUUUAAUUUUAGGUUCUCCAAAAGUCGUGUUAAGGUGAAAAAGCGAUUGCUGCCUCUUACCGAUGGGCGAUGCACAUCAAAUGGUAUGGUAAAGUAUUCUACAGAAUGCAUACUCGCUGUACCGAUCAACUAAUGAGUUUCGCCUUAACGCAACUUUUACUUGUACUUAUGUAGUCUGUAGUAAAUACGUUUUUCCUAAAUAGUCAUUGUGCGCAUUCUUUAAAUAUUUUGAGAGAAAAAUGUAGAAAACGGGGGUUCAGGAUUGCGCCAGCUUAGUCCUUAAGUGUUCUGUAUAUUGUAGUUCAAUCUGAGUGUCACGAGUGUGGAGGGGAUCUUCGUCGUGACUUUUUAUGCGAAUGUUAAAUUGUGCAAUUACUUGUAAACUAACUUAUUUAUUGUUCUUGUUUUUGUAAUAAAAAUAUGCUUAUGUACAAUGAGCAUGCAUGAAAGUA